This is a messenger RNA of Porites evermanni, 4845 nucleotides long. NCBI's taxonomy places the organism in Eukaryota, Metazoa, Cnidaria, Anthozoa, Scleractinia, Poritidae. The record is from the annotation of a GenBank genome assembly.
AUGGGCCUGUGCGUCUCUGGAGAAAGGGCUGAUUUUGAAGGUGUAGUGCGUUACAACGGACAAACAUUUCUUGGUGUCAGACACGGAGAAGGAACGUAUCUCUAUAAAAAUGGCGACAUGUACACGGGCCAAUGGAAAUGGAACCACAAACACGGGCAUGGUGUUUUGACGCUUAGAAACGGCGAAAAGUGAGUUUAUUUCACGUUCAUUACUUUUUAAUUACUAGUUUUGUCAAUGAAUAAAUAAAACUUAAACGGCUGUCACAAUUACUGGUAAACCCAGAAGUUUUGGCUAUACGGCCGCACUUGGGGAAUUUACCGAGUUAUUUCCAAUUAACUAAUUAAAGUCAACUCGUUUAAAAAAACUGCGAGUGCGGCCGGGUUUUCUACAGUCUUAACCGGGUUAUGCAAAUCAAGGCAGAACAAUAGAUUUUCUUAACCAGGUUUGGUUUUUUUAAAACACCUCGCGAGGUAGUUUAACGUAGGUUUUUAAACCUUCAUCUCCACCUACGCGUGAGAAUGAUCCAAGUUUUGGCUUUACCAUGCACGUAAGCACAAUUUCGAAAUUGCUUCUUUCGCUCGAAGUUCAGUAUUUCUUUCUCAGUAACACAAAUGAGUUAAGACUUUGAAGAAGUCGACCCCUUUUUCUCGGUAAUACGGGGUCAAAUUUUGUCAGUCACUCUUAAGCGAGUGUUACGAGUGACUCUAGCGAGCGGAAGAAGAAACAAAAAACCGCGUGACAUUGAAUGACUUUGUGAAAUUCUAAAUUGAGUCCAGCCACUGAUAUAAAUUAACCUGGUUAAACUCUUUUAACCAGGUUACGUUCUAAAGAAUUUUUUACCAGGUUUUUCAAAAACUAACUCGGUUAAAGGAACAGUGUCACGACUGUGCGCACGCGCGAGCGUCAUCUGUUUUUUCUUCAAAGACAAUAGAACUGUCAUAUUUACUCGACAAGAUUCUCAAGUAAUAUUUUAGACAUUCGAAGAAGUGUUUCGUCUUAUUAAAAAUCUGGCUCGCGGCACGAAAACUAGCCUGUGUAGCAAGCGUUUCCGUUUGGUUUCGGAGCAAAACGAGACCGUGGAAGGGGAUUUUCGGUUUUGAUCGCGCGAGAAAUUAAACGAGAACCAAAAAAUGAAAGAGGGGGAGGAGAGGGGAAGAAAGGAAACCUUUCUUUCCUUCUUUCUUUCCUUUUUUCUUUCCGUCCUUUCUUCGCCACCCCCUCCCCUGUCCUUUAGUUGACUGAGGGGUCCUCUUUGCUUACUUUGAUUACCUGCUAGAAUCAGUUGGGUUCAAAACUUGCAAAUUGGGAGGAUCUCACGGCUCUAAAACAACAUCUAGUAAACCGGCCGUUUUCUCCUCGUUUGUUCUGUUUGUUCUCGUUUUGUUUCGUUUAUAUAUAUAUAUAUUUUUCUGGGGACUCAACACUUAUUCGACUUGUGGAAUUAGCUACCACUUUGAAAUAUUAAUUAGCCAAGUGGACCCUACCAAAAAAGAGUUCAUUUCAUGCCCUGGCCAACGAUGAUUCAGUUAUUCUGAAUUGAUUGAUGUUAAACGCAACUUCGAAUGUUUCUUUACUUUACUUUACUCUUUAAUAAUUCCAGUGUAAUUCACUUUAAUUGACAAUCGAUCUAAAAAAUAGUAUCGCUCAGUGUAAUUCUAUUUUGCCACCAUAAUUCAAAUUUCAGAGUCUUUACAUAGGUAGGUUAUUUUUAAACAUGAUUUAUAAUUACUUUUAAAACGGUGGAAACAUUCACUAUAAUUAACUUUUGGAAGGUAGUAUUAAGUCGAAUCCCGUAUUUUCGAGGAGUUAAAAGACAUUUAAAGUUGAGCAGGGAACUAUAGUUUUUAACACACAAACUUUAUUUCAGGACUUUUACAACUAGUGAUCAAGGAAAAAAGCGAACCGAAGCGAUGUGAAGUAUAGCGGUACUGAAAAAUAACAGUUAAACAAACACAAAGUCAAGAUAAAACAACCUAAAAACUGAAAGAAAGCAAUAAGGCAAACUAGAAAUGCGAAUGCAACAAACGAGAUCCUUACAAGACGAUAGCGGGAUAAGGACGAAAUACUAGGACGAGCAAAGAUCCAAACAUCAAACUGUAAACUGGANCAACAUCUAGUAAACCGGCCGUUUUCUCCUCGUUUGUUCUGUUUGUUCUCGUUUUGUUUCGUUUAUAUAUAUAUAUUUUCUUCUGGGGACUCAACACUUAUUCGACUUGUGGAAUUAGCUACCACUUUGAAAUAUUAAUUAGCCAAGUGGACCCUACCAAAAAAGAGUUCAUUUUAUGCCCUGGCCGACGAUGAUUCAGUUAUUCUGAAUUGAUUGAUGUUAAACGCAACUUCGAAUGUUUCUUUACUUUACUUUACUCUUUAAUAAUUCCAGUGUAAUACACUUUAAUUGACAAUCGAUCUAAAAAAUAGUAUCGCUCAGUGUAAUUCUAUUUUGCCACCAUAAUUCAAAUUUCAGAGUCUUUACAUAGGUAGGUUAUUUUUAAACAUGAUUUAUAAUUACUUUUAAAACGGUGGAAACAUUCACUAUAAUUAACUUUUGGAAGGUAGUAUUAAGUCGAAUCCCGUAUUUUCGAGGAGUUAAAAGACAUUUAAAGUUGAGCAGGGAACUAUAGUUUUUAACACACAAACUUUAUUUCAGGACUUUUACAACUAGUGAUCAAGGAAAAAAGCGAACCGAAGCGAUGUGAAGUAUAGCGGUACUGAAAAAUAACAGUUAAACAAACACAAAGUCAAGAUAAAACAACCUAAAAACUGAAAGAAAGCAAUAAGGCAAACUAGAAAUGCGAAUGCAACAAACGAGAUCCUUACAAGACGAUAGCGGGAUAAGGACGAAAUACUAGGACGAGCAAAGAUCCAAACAUCAAACUGUAAACUGGACCAAGCGCAACUAACGAAGAACUGACGCGAAAAUUAUGAUGAAGCUAAAUAUACGAUAUGCAGAAAAACCCUAACACGAAGGCCAAAGCUACGCGGACAAUGAAAAACUAAUGACCAAAAAACAACACUAAAGGCGCGAACACGAAAAUAACUAAAAACGCGGCGAACAUAAAAAUACUAUAAAGGUAACGGAAAACAUUCCUCGCGCUUACACCCGGGAGUAAUAAGUGAGCAAACCGUUUGUAAACCUUGGUAAUUCAAUCGAGUACUUGGUUACCAAGAGCCAUAGGACCCAACAAGGUUCUAUUAUUUGGAUUUACCUGACAGAGCUAUUUCUAAAAAGAAAUGAAAAUUAAUAAUUUUGGCAAUAAGAAAGAAAAUCUGUAGCUUACCUUCCUCUGCUGGUAGCCUGAGAUCAGGCCCAAUUUUAGUGGUUCCCAUACAUUCUCUUUAACGGCUACCGCCUUGCCUGCCGGAAUUAUGCUAUUUUCAAAGCGAAACGUACACUGUUCACAGUCUCCUAUUUUUUCGUGAGAUGAUCGUUGAGAUAUAGCGCGCCUUACCGUUAAGGCGGCCAUCUUGUUUUCAAAUGUACCGAAGGGGCGGGCGUCGGGGAUCAUGAUUGCUUUAGGGGGAGGGGGGCGCUUCCUCCCAAACCGCCUCCGCCCCCUGAGUAGUUUUGACACUCAUGCAAGAUGGCCCCCGAUCUGGACCAUCUUACGGAAAAAUAGAGGACUGUGAACAGUCAAGAGCCAUUAUAGGUCCUAUUAAGGCUCUUGGAACAGUCUACUCGCACCUUCAGUCACGUGCGUGGUCAUUUUUCGUGUCUUGCGCUUUUCGCUCAACGGACUGAGAAGAAAAACGAGAGACUGCUUGUUGUCUAUCGAUGUUGUAACAAAAAGUGCCAGUAGUUUGGUUAUGUCAGUCAUCGAUUCUAUCUAAUAACUUGCAUAAUCUAAAGAGUAAAACGGGUCUUCCAUAUUUUUUCUUUCACUUACACAGAAUACGAGGUUUCUUCUAUCGUAGUGAAUAUAUAGGAACAGAACCUGGCAACUUAUUCGCCGCUACAACGUGUUGUUGUUUGGGAGAGACAAGGUAUGACCAUCCAUUCUAUUCUAAAUUCACUUUUUCAUCCACCUUUUCUUCCGACAGUCCAUUCAUUCGUUUGUUCGUUCAAUCGUCCAGUCGUUUUAAUCACUGAUUAAGUAAAUCAGUGAGUAAAUAAGCCGAGUGAGUGCGUGAAUGUUUAAAUGAUUCAUUCAUUCAUUCAUUCACUCACUCAUUCAUUCAUUCAUUCAUUCAUUCAUUCAUUCAUUCAUUCAUUCAUUCAUUCAUUCAUUCAUUCAUUCGUUCAUUCGUUCAUUCGUUCAUUCGUUCAUUCGUUCAUUCGUUCAUUCGUUCAUUCGUUCAUUCGUUCAUUCGUUCAUUCGUUCAUUCGUUCAUUCGUUCAUUCGUUCAUUCAUUCAUUCAUUCAUUCAUUUAUUCAUUCAUUCAUUCAUUCUUUCCUUCCAUUUUUUCCCUCACUUUUUGAUGCAGCGGACUCCUUUGUUCUUUAGACUCUUGCCUCUAUAUACGGAUCGGUUGUAAAUGAUUCUUCCCGAUUUGGCCUGGCACGAAAAAUAGAGUUUGCGCUGUCCAUGUCCGUGGUUAGAGGAGAAGGGAUGGGGGCUGGUGGACGUUAAGGAGAUGGGGGUGAUAGGGCAAGAAAUCGGUCACGUCUCAGGAACCGGCAAAAAAUGAAGAAACGAAGCACCAUCUUCUUUAGCUUCUUGUGAUUUUCUUCCGCAUCAAUGUUUAAUUUUUUGUUCGCACUAAUCGGCUCCUGAUGUGAGACAUUUUGUGUAAUUAAUAUGCUAUUAACCCCUAAUGAUGGAAUUAGGGCCGGUCGAUUCCGCUAAAACGUUUUAAAAAUUAAGUCGUUAUUUUACCAGAUCUAUUAACAAUUACUUUGCUUUUUAG